AUGGCACUCGAAACUUUUGGGCUCGCCGUGAACAUUCUUUCUCUGAUACAGUUCACCGGAAAGCUGACCGCAAUGGGUUACGACUACAUAGGGGGGGUAGCCCGGGCAUCGAAGGAUUGCAACGACCUUGUUUAUGAGCUCAGCUCACUCGCUAGGGUUCUCACAAACCUUCAGAGCCAUAUAGAAACAUCCGGGACUCAAACUUCAGCAAUCCAACAGCUCAACGAGGCAGGUGGGCCUAUCGAGAGUUGCACUAAGCAUCUCACGGAGCUUCGGGCAAAAUUGGGAACUAGAGAUGGACUCAAGGGAUUGAUAGACAGCCUAACAUGGCCUUUGAAAGAAGCGGAAACACUGCAGCAUAUUGCGAGGAUAGAACGAUAUAAAAGUGCGUUCGCCUUUGCAAUGAGCGUAGAUCAAUUAGCCCUCGCAAAAUCAAUUAAAGCGGAUAUCCGGUCUAUUGAUAAUGUUGUUCAGAGAACAGACAACGUUGCUCGGGAUAGCAGGCGUGUGGUCUAUGAAACAAAACAUGUUGCAAACAUCAUUGUUAGCACUACCCAGAGUACAAACACUGUCACUCAUGACACAAACGCCACACUGCAUAGUCUCCAGCAUAGGAUCAAAUCAGAUUCAGAAAUAAGGGAGGAGAGACUUUUAUUAGAGAAGCGCGAGAAGGCUCUGAAAUGGCUAUACCCGGAUGCAUUUGAUAACAGGCAUACGGAAAUUACCAAUAAGAGACAGAAGGACACAGGUGACUGGGUCCUUCAGCUCCCAGGUUUCCAGGGGUGGAUUAAGCAGGAUUCUAACUCCAAUAAGCUUUGUGCUUAUGGCAUACCGGGGGCUGGGAAAACAUUCAUAAGUUCCUUUGUGAUAGACCAUCUCGAGGCUCUUUCGCAGAAAGAGAGCUAUGCCGUUGCAUAUAUAUAUUUCGAUUACAAUGAACAAACUCGACAAACCCCCGAAAAUGUUUUUGCAAGCCUCAUAAAGCAACUUGCCUGCCGGCUGCCAUAUCUCCCCCUGAAAAUUGGGGAAUUGUAUGAUGAUCUUCACAUGAAAACCAAAAGACCCACGUUGGACGAUCUUUACACGACUCUCGAAGAGCUUCAAAGACAAUUUCCACGAAUAUUCCUCAUAUUCGACGCACUAGAUGAAUGUCACGAGGAAGAUCAACGAAAAGUAUUACUUCCUUUAUUUCAGCGCCUGGGAACGGAGAGUGGUAUAAAACUUUUUUUCACCAGUAGACCAUACCCGGAAGAUAUUAAGGAUAGUUUCCUUGAUGCAGAAAAAAUUGAAAUUUAUGCACAGGAAGGGGAUAUCAAGAAAUUCAUUGAAGAAAAGAUCAACGGAAAUCGAAGGGCACGGCGUCUUAUCGAGAAGAGCAAAUGCAAGGAAAGAAUUAUAAACCAACUUUGCAAAUGCGCAGAAGGAAUGUUCCUGCUCGUCCGAUUUCAUAUUGAAUACCUAUGUCAACAGACUUCCCCCAAUCAAAUCAUUGCAGCAAUCGACAAGAUAGAAACUUCUACCACGGGCAUGAAGCCUCUAAACCCGACAUAUGAUAGGGUCAUUCGAGAAAUUAACCGACAGAACAAAGAUGUUAUUGACUUGGCCCUAAGGGUUUUCUCGUGGUUGCUUAAAGCUAGAAGGGUUCUGACGGUCGAGGAAAUCAAAAUAGCCGUUUCAGUACAACCUGGCCGGUAUGAGCUUGAUGAACUGGAUUUACCCGAUAGGCCCACUUUACUCGAGGUCUGUGGUGGUUUGGUCACUAUCGAUGAGGAUACAGAUACUGUUCGGUUUGCGCAUUACACUGUUCAAGAGUUCCUUGUGGAGAAAUCUAUCGCCAUUGACACGGGGCCAAAUAUCGCUGUGACGUAG
Morchella sextelata is the source of this 1869-nucleotide messenger RNA. RefSeq lists its product as uncharacterized. Lineage: Eukaryota; Fungi; Ascomycota; Pezizomycetes; Pezizales; Morchellaceae. The record is from RefSeq and is a predicted model, not a curated record. The transcript has 7 exons. Bases 1 to 1869 code for a protein of 622 amino acids.